AGUACGGACUUGGAAGGAUCCAGCACCUGAAUUGGGACACACCCUCGGCCUGCAUAUGGCUCCUCCUCCUUCCUGUAUAUUGACCAAUAGGAGAGGAGCUGGAGAGAAGAAGGCAGCCCUCCUGAUUUGCAUAAUGAUGCAGAAAUGCAUACAGUAAACAAAAAAGAGAGAUGAGGAAACGUAAAAAGAACAAAGGCAUGUGUAAGGAAAAGGAAAUACAAAAUAUAUAUAUUUCUGCUUUUAUUUUGAAUUUUGUCAGGAUCGGUCCUCCAUAUACACCGGGCCCCAUUCAUCCAAGAACCGCUACUGUGCACACUCAGCAUAAUUUCUGUAUGCAGGUCGGACAACGUUUUUCAGAGUUUUCACUGAUCCAUGAGGUUUACAAUAAUGAGGUGCUUCUGCUCUCUGAGUUACGGUAAUCGCCCUCUUACUACCAGGAAGGACGACCAUUGUGUAGUCUCGUUUUCAGGGCUAAGACGCACAGCUACCGACCGUGUAGUGUUGUUUUCCAACGCAUUUCCCAUUAAAACAUGUCCUUAGACAUGCCAGCGGCGCUCGGGUGCCGGAACAUGGAGUCGCAGCUUCUGUCCAUCAUGAACGUGUUGGUGAAAGCUGCUGUAGCGGAGAUCGUCCAGCUCUUCUCGGAGAACUCCGAGUCUCUGCAGCUGCAUCUGAGCCAGAGCCAGAAUGAAAACGAAAACCUGAGGACGAGGAUGAAGGUGAUGAGAAGUGAGCUGUUCUCCCUGAAGCUCCAAAUCAGGACGAACCGACCGGCGAGCCGCUUCUCCGCCUUUAGGGGGAAUAUAACCAAACCUCGGCCAAAACCGCAGGUGUUCAUAAAGCCAGCAGGCACUGAAAAAGAUGUUGUUGAAGCUGCUUCCACCUCUGCUCAAUCCCAAGGCAAGACUUCAUUCUCCACUAUCCAAUUGCAGUGUGCUGAUGUGGACAGUCCAGAGGUCAUUCUGAUUAAAGAUGAGGACGAUGUUAUAGGAUCUGGGUCAGUCAUUGGUGAGGAUAACUCCGGAGAUGAUUGCAUGCAGGUUGCAGGAAAUCGGCACUUAGACUCAUCUGGCUCCUCCUGCAUGAUGGAUAAUAACAAGGAGCUGAGAAUCGUGAGUGUUCACAGCGGAGGAGAAGCGCCUCUGCAGGAGGGCAGUGACAUCCUCUUCUCUGCCUCUGAACUUCAGGUUUUGAGCUCUCUGUCUGACCACAGCUCGGAUGCCCGAGCAUCAAUAGGAGUGAUGCAGGAGAACAAUACUGAAGUGGUGAGAAAUGUCCAACUUGAAAGGGAUCCUUCCACUCAGAGGGCUUUAACAGCAGGGCACCAAGCAUUUAAGUCCCCUGGAGCUGGGGCAAACGGACAGCCCAACCACAUCAGCCAGUUCUCCCAACAGCAGAAUGUCCUCCCCAGCCCGAUCAACAAACCCCUGGACUGUGGCUUCUGCGGCGAGCGAUUCCACAGUCGCGAGGACCUCAUUGUUCACCGUGCCGGUCACACCGGCGAGUCGCCUAUGCCUUGCUCCUUGUGCAGCAAGACUUUCGCGAACAAGACCACGCUGGCCAUCCACAUGCGAAUUCACACCGGCGAGAAGCCGUACGCCUGCUCGCAGUGUGGAAAACGCUUCACGCAAAAUGGCAGCCUGAAGAUCCACCUGAGGACCCAUUCUGGAGAAAAGCCAUACUCAUGCAAUCAGUGCACAGCCAACUUCAACAAUCCCAGCAACCUGCGCAGACACAUGAUCACGCACAAUAUACAUGAAGGGCUCUAAUCCUAAUUAAAUACAAGACUAACUGGGUUAACACAGCAUUUACACCUUUCAGUGUGGUGCUGUUGCUUCUUUCUGAAAUGUACGUUUUUAUGGAAAUGUAUUUAUCAGGAUGUAGAAUUUUGUUUUCUUUUACAACUUCCUGGAAACGCACAGCAGUGUUGUGUCAGAAAGUACCAUUUCCAUGUUUGAUGUGUGACCUGAAUAUAUUUCAGGUCAGGACAAGAUUAUUCUACAUUCUCAAAAACAUCUUGUCAAGGAGCAUUUAUUGGUGAAAUAGGAAAACUGAAGGAUGUACCCUACCAGAAAUAUUUAUCUGCCUUUUUUUUUUUUUUUUUUAAUGUGAGAGCAUUGUUAUUCAUUUUGAUUCAGGAAAGUCUGUAAAAUGAACACUAAAAAACAGUUUAGUAUUUUAUGUACAUUUAAACUGACUAUUUGGAACUUUUCAACAUACACUAUAUUGCCAAAAGUAUUGGGCCACAUCCAGCCAAUCAAUAAAUUGGGAUGUUACAAUCACUUCCAUGGCUGCAGGUGUAUAAAGUUUGGUGUGGAGAAAAUUGACUGGCCUGCAAAGAGUCCUGACCUCAACCUUUUUGAACACCUUUGGGAUGAAUUAGAAUUCUUGUUUUCUUAUCUAAUUAUAAACACACUCCUAAUCCUUGUGGAAGAUGUUUACAGAACAGUUAAAGUUGUUAUUGUUUGCAACUAUGGGUCCAUCAACAAACAAGACCUUAUAGGUUAAGAAUAGGAUGUCAAUAAAGUUCAUGUACAAGUAGACAGACAAAUACUUUUGGCAAUAUAGUGUAGUUUGGAGACAUUUGUUUUUCUUUUCAGAAUUUAUUUAAUCAAGAGUAGAACAUGAAACAGUACUAGCCUUUAAAAAGGAUAACUGUUCUGGUUAUUGGCCUUUAAAACAUGGGAGGGUUAGGUGAGUCAAAUAGGAUCCUUCAACAUGUAUUAAGCAGUUUUCUUACAUUGCAUAAUUGAUAGUAAAAAUAGACAGAGGAAGAAGGCAGUAUUGCCAGGAAAUGUUCUAUUGUUUAUGAAAAAAUGUUAUUUUCAUUUAUAAACAGCUCCACUGUUGUUGCUUAAUUUCCCAGGUUUUGUAUCUUCCAGAUAUUUUCAGACUUUUUUUAGAUUACCUUUUGUUAGAAUGUCUCUUUAUUCCAUCACGAAUUAAAAAUGUUCCACUUUG
This is a messenger RNA of Girardinichthys multiradiatus, 2961 nucleotides long. RefSeq names its product oocyte zinc finger protein XlCOF8.4-like. The transcript has 4 exons. The record is from RefSeq and is a predicted model, not a curated record. Gene Ontology annotation, biological process: regulation of transcription by RNA polymerase II. Lineage: Eukaryota; Metazoa; Chordata; Actinopteri; Cyprinodontiformes; Goodeidae. The coding region runs from base 531 to 1769 and encodes 412 amino acids. Gene Ontology annotation, molecular function: DNA-binding transcription factor activity; RNA polymerase II cis-regulatory region sequence-specific DNA binding.